GAAUGUCGACGCUCGGCGAUAUUUGGUGGUCGAUGUGAUUUUAAGUGAUCAUAAAUGUGUGUGUACGUUUCACGGAUAACUCAAAACUCUAUGUGGAGGUAUGGAACCGUGUUUAGCCCCUGCAAGGUUACAGGUGAAGGUGUUUCAUUCAGCUAUUCUUAAAUAGGAAGUUAUGAGUUAACACGUGAUUGAACUUGACAGUGUUGGGUAUGUGUGACUGUGUGUAUAUGGUAAUAUAGUACAUUGUAAGGUAGAAAGGUACACACAGGUAUUUGGCGAUUCCAAAACUAUACGUAUUAUGCAUUGUAGAAUUGUUUUCUGAGAACAGUUGGACGGAACACUUUAUCAUUGUGUGUAUUCCUAAGAAUUAUAUGGGUCCCUGCCGGUAACUCGACAUGAGGGGUGAGUUUGAUUACCGGUAGAUCCUCCCUGUGUCAUGAUACAUACUAGAUUUGGGAGGACGUACAAGCGUUUCUUCAGAACGGAAAGUUCCGCAACAACAGACAGUGAACAUGACUCGGAUUUCGAAGACCUGCCGGAUUUUCAUCCUGAUGGAACAGACGGACAUCUCACCACAAGCCACACUCUGGAGGGCUCGGGACAAGGAGGGUUAGACUUCAACACUAUCCAUGCCGUACCACAGGGUUUCACCACUAUCAGGAAAAACUGCUGGAUCCCGAACACUCGUGUCUUCAUCAAAAUCAUCUCUGCUGAGCGACACAAUGCCCACAUCAAAAUAUUCAAUCCAACCUUGUACACAGUUCAGGUCACACAUGGAGAAUUUCAGUGGACAGUUCGGAGGCGAUUCAAACACUUUGAUCAUCUUCAUAGCACUCUUAGGAACUUUCGUAUGCAACGCAGGAUUCCCUUACCGACCAAAUCUCACUAUGAGAAAAGAAAAAGUGUGCGUGGAAGACAGAAUCGCAUUCCAAGAUUCCCAAAGAAGCCAGAGGUUAUCGUCCGAGAUAUUGACAAAAGAAGGAGACACCUGGAAGACUAUCUACAAAACUUGGUGGACAUACCAACAUAUCGGGAACAUUUCGAGACAUUGAAAUUUCUGGAAGUGAGUCAACUAUCCUUUGUUAAGAAGCUUGGUAAGAAAUACAAAGAAGGUGCCAUUAUGAAGUGUUCAGGGGGUCGGCACAUCAGUAUCGGCUGCUGCGGAUGUCUCAAGAAGUUUCACUUGGCUGGAAGAUGGAACAAACGAUGGCUGAUUGUGAAGGAUGGCUUUGUAGCAUACAUUCGACCUCGUGAUGGCCGUAUUUGUGAUGUCAUGUUGAUGGAUCGAGACUUUUGUGUCAAUGUUGGCAUGGGAACGACUGGAGCACAUCAUGGCCUUCUGGUCACCAAUCUAAACAGAAAUCUGUUAGCGAAAUGUUGGACCAGAAGGAAGGCAGAAGAGUGGAAAAGAAAUAUUGAGGAUGCAGCAAUGACAACUGGAAAAGACUACACGCAGGAAAACAGAUUCCAAUCCUUCGCCCCAAUUCGAGAGCCGUCAUAUGCAAAAUGGUUUGUUGAUGGUGAUUCCUAUUUCUCGGCUGUUGCUGAUGCAUUAGAAAGUGCUAAGGAAGAAAUUUACAUCACAGAUUGGUGGUUGAGCCCCCAGGUGUACCUCAAGCGACCGGUCACUGAUGGCAACACAUGGAGGCUUGACAUUUUGUUAGAAAGAAAAGCACAACAGGGUGUGAAGAUCUUUAUCCUACUGUAUAAAGAGAUGUCAAUGGCAGUAAAUCUACUAAGUAUCUACAGUAAACAUGUGCUCAUGAGCAAGUGUCCAGAGAACAUCAAGGUUUUACGCCAUCCUGACCACAUUGGCAGUGGUGUCUUGCUCUGGGCUCACCACGAAAAGCUUGUUGUUGUCGACCAAAAGAUUGCCUUUGUUGGUGGAAUUGAUCUGUGCUAUGGACGGUGGGAUGAUAAUCACCAUAAAUUGACUGAUCUUGGCUGUAUUGUUUAUGAGUCAACCAAUCAGAACUCACAAAAAGAAAUCAAGGUAAAAUUGCAAUCUCAGGAAAAAGUAGAGGAGGAGGAAGAUGUUUUGAACCAGUCCGGAAUUUCACUGAAAAUAAGCCCUCCUAGUCCUUUGUCUUCACCUAGUGAGGAGAAAGUACCAUCAAUAAUUCCACCACAAGGGGGCAGCACUGAAGAGGAAGUGAAAACAACAUCAAGCAAUCUGCCACAUGGGAGCAGCACUGAACAGGAAAUGCAAAAAUCAUCAAUCAACUCACCACAAGGAGUCAGCACUGAUCAGGAAGUGAAAAAAACAAAAGAUUGUCCAGUGAAAAAGGAAGUUGACAAAACAAAUGUUGAUGAAGGAAAUGAUUCAGAGGAGUGUAGUUGUCACAAAUGCCGAACAUCUGAAAAUCGACAUAGUUACUCCAACUCUUCAAUGGAGGAGGAAGAAUACACAUAUUUGUUGAAAUCUGAGAAAAAAAUGGAUACAAAUACAGAAAGUUCAGACUCAGACAAUCAAGAGGUCAUAAAGGCCUUAAUACAUCAUGAUAGCCAAGGGUCAAAGCCACUUGACGAAGGGUCAACUGUAAAUGGAACACUUGAUCCAUCCAGUGCUUUAGAGGUCGGGGAUUUACAAGGAAAAUCUGUUAUACUGCAAGGAGAAGAGGAGCAGGUAAAGAAUGGAAAGUCAGCAGACCGUGUCAAAUUAAUGUCAAAGAAAAGUAAGGACAGUGAAAAAUGUGACCAAAUUAAAAAGGUAAACUUUUCUGAAGAAAACUCUGUCCAAUGUGAUUCUGUUACAGGCACCACGAGUCCUACCAAACGACACUUGUGGAACUUUGGUGGUAAGAGGACAUCUGCUGCUAAAACAAGUAAAAAUUUAGAACUUUCUGGUAGUGUUGUAGAUAAAUCAACAGACUCCCAAUCAGGAGAUAAAAAUGUGCAAUUGAAAAGUUUCAAACGAAUGCCUUCCUCCAGUAAAUAUGUUGUGGAUGAGAAUGGCGACUCGCAUCUUAUCCAGGAAGAUGAUGAAGCAGUAGCAAAGAGAGUUCAUACUGAAUCUCAGGGAGAGGGUUUAGCUGAUAGUGGAGGCCGGGAUAGUUGGGCCAUGAGGAAACUACGCCGGUCAUUACAGAGACAUCGAGAACAAAACAACAACGAUGGAGAUCGCAUUGACCAGACUGACGACAGUGAAAAUUUAAUGCGGAAAUGGAAACUUGUGCUGAAUAUUCAGAAAUUUGAGUCAGCUGUUCGACGGCCACAAGAGAAGACACCUCUACCAGAUGGAGAGGAAAGAGGGCCUCAUUCACCUGCCCGACUUAGAGAUAAAAUUAGACACAAUUUACACGAGCGAUUUAAAAGCUCCCACCAUCGUGACAGCCUCACAAGUUUGGAUGAAAUGUACAUCACAGAUGAGUUGAAACCUGCAGAGCUGAAACGCACCAGCAGUGAAAUAAAUAUUGAUGAGUUAGGGUUGAAGGGAUCGUCCAAGCUCUGGAUUGGCAAAGACUAUGUUAACUUCAUAUAUAAGGAUUUUCAAAACCUAGAGAGACCAUUUGAAGAUUUCAUUGAUAGAUCCGCUACUCCCAGAAUGCCCUGGCAUGAUAUAGCAUCAGUAGUGUAUGGAAAGGCAGCAAGGGAUGUAGCAAGGCAUUUUAUUGGUCGCUGGAAUUUUACAAAGGUUGAGAAAGCAAAAAAUAACCGUGACUAUCCUCUGCUGUUGCCAAAAGCUUACGGACACAACUACAAGAUCCCACAGCUUGUCCUUGACCUCUGUGAGGAGGUCAAAACUCAGAUCCUGCGAAGUGCCUGUGCAUGGUCAUGUGGUAUUAGGACCACAGAGAACUCGAUCCACGAGGCCUAUGUGAGCUGCAUACAGAAUGCCAAACACUAUAUCUACAUAGAG
Messenger RNA from Pecten maximus, 3859 nucleotides. Its product is annotated as phospholipase D1-like. Lineage: Eukaryota; Metazoa; Mollusca; Bivalvia; Pectinida; Pectinidae. Gene Ontology annotation, molecular function: D-type glycerophospholipase activity; phosphatidylinositol binding. Gene Ontology annotation, biological process: intracellular signal transduction; phosphatidic acid biosynthetic process; cell motility. The record is from RefSeq and is a predicted model, not a curated record.